AAACAGUUUAUUCAUACAAUGUGUGCAUUGCAUUUGUCUGAUAUACUGAAAUGUUGCACCAUAUAGCUCAUUAUGCUAGCACGCCAGCCAGGUAGCUACCCCAGCAUGCAUCUCGUUACUUCUUUGGUCGGUCGACAGAUGAAAACAUGGCGGCGAUCAGUAAAUACUUUACAGCUAAGAACUGCACUGUAGCAGGCGCCACAAUCGUUGCCUUGUAUCUUCUCAAGAGGAAAAGACAUGCUGACAAGAUAAAUGGGGUGAAAAGAUCAUCAAAACUACAGUUGAGCAAAGAUGAGGCCAAGAAGGAAAGGACGGUGGUGGACAAAGUGUUCUUUGCACGUAUCCUGAAGAUAGUGAAGAUCAUGGUUCCUGGAGUGUUCUGCAAAGAGUCAGGAUACUGUCUCCUCAUCGCUGCCAUGCUGGUGGCCAGAACCUACUGUGAUGUGUGGAUGAUCCAGAAUGGCACCAUGAUCGAGAGUGCAAUUAUUGGUCGUUCAACAAAAGAUUUCAAGAGACUCUUGUUCAACUUUAUAAAAGUCAUGCCAUUUAUCUCGCUGGUUAACAACUUCCUCAAGCUGGGUUUGAAUGAACUGAAGCUCUGUUGCCGGGUUCGACUCACCAAGCACCUCUAUGAUGAGUACCUACAAGGUUACACGUACUAUAAGAUUGGUAACCUGGACAACCGCAUCGGUAACCCCGACCAGCUGUUGACCCAGGACGUUGAGAGGUUCUGUAACAGUGUAGUGGACCUCUACUCCAACAUCAGCAAGCCUCUAUUGGACAUUGGUCUGUACAUCUUCAAGUUGACCUCGGCCAUCGGGCCACAGGGUCCUGCCUGUAUGAUAGGCUACCUUGUGUUCUCUGGGCUCAUCCUGACACGUCUGCGGCGGCCCAUCGGCAAGAUGACGGUGAUGGAGCAGAGAUACGAGGGAGAGUACCGAUUCGUCAACUCACGCCUAAUCACCAAUAGUGAAGAAAUUGCCUUCUACAAUGGAAACCUGAGGGAGAAACAGACCAUUCACUCUACCUUCCAGAAACUGGUGGAUCAUUUGCACAAUUUCAUUGUCUUCCGUUUUUCAACUGGUUUCGUGGACAGCAUCAUUGCAAAGUAUAUUGCCACUGUUGUGGGGUACCUGGUGGUGAGCAGGCCGUUCCUGAACCACACCCACCCACGCCACCUACGCAGUACCCACGCUGAGCUGCUAGAGGACUAUUACCAGAGUGGGCGUAUGUUGCUGAGCAUGUCUCAGGCCCUGGGCAGAAUCGUCCUGGCUGGCAGAGAGAUGAGCAGGCUCUCUGGGUUCACAGCUCGCAUCACCGAGAUCAUGAAAGUCCUGAAAGAGCUGAACUCUGGGAAAUACGAGAGGACCAUGGUCUCUCAACAGGGAGGAAGAGAUGGUGAAUUACAAGAUAGAAUCACCUUGGUCCCAGGAAGUGGUGAAAUCAUCCACAAAGACAAGAUUAUUAAGUUUGAGCAUACACCCCUUGCAACGCCCAAUGGGGACAUUCUUAUCAAAGACCUCAGCUUUGAGGUGACGUCAGGGACAAACGUCUUGGUGUGUGGCCCCAACGGCUGUGGGAAGAGCUCACUCUUCAGAGUCCUGGGAGAGCUCUGGCCUCUGUUUGGUGGCCGUCUCACCAAACCUGAGCGAGGGAAACUCUUCUAUGUUCCCCAGAGGCCAUACAUGACCCUGGGCUCUCUGAGAGAUCAGGUGAUCUACCCAGAUACAGUGGAGGACCAGAGGAGGAAGGGGACCUCUGAUAAGGUGCUGAAGGAGUACCUGGACAACGUCCAGCUUGGUCACAUCCUGGAGCGGGAGGGCAGCUGGGACACGGUCCAGGACUGGAUGGACGUCCUCAGUGGAGGAGAGAAACAGAGGAUGGCUAUGGCCCGUCUGUUCUACCACAAGCCCCAGUUUGCCAUUCUGGAUGAGUGCACCAGUGCUGUGAGUGUAGAUGUGGAGGACUUCAUCUACAGCCACUGUAGGACGGUGGGCAUCACGUUGUUCACAGUUUCUCACAGGAAGUCUUUGUGGAAGCACCAUGAGGUUAAAAUACGUUCCAAAUAUCUAAAAGGACACCUUCGAACCAGUGAUUUCUGUCUCUUCUCCAGUACUACCUGCACAUGGACGGAAGGGGAAACUACGAGUUUAAAGCCAUCACCCAGGAAACAAUUGCGUUUGGGUCAUAACGACCUCACCACAGCUAAUUAUUGCUCACAUAGAUGGUCCUAAGUAAUUCUGCACUACAUGAAGCAUAGGGAACAGAGAAGUCAAGUCCUAACAUAUUAAAAUGUUAUGCAAUGGUAUGAAGACUGGGAGCUCAAUGUCAAGAGAGAAAUAGCUAAACCUUUAUUAGAUUAAAGGUAGAGUCCACAAUAUGACAUCAUACAGAGCAGGGUACACUUCCUGCUUGCAGAAAUAAACAAAACAAUUGAAUUCUGCCAAGACUGACCGUUUUGGCUCUUCCUGAGGGCAGAUUGAAUUCUGCCAAGACUGACCGUUUUGGGCCUUCCUGAAGGCAGAUUGAAUUCUGCCAAGACUGACCGUUUUGGGCCUUCCUGAAGGCAGAUUGAAUUCUGCCAAGACUGACCGUUUUGGCUCUUCCUGAAGGCAGAUUGAAUUCUGUUUAGAACUGGAAGCCGCCCCGCUGUGUAUGAUGAUGUCAUAUUGCAGAGUCUACCUUUAAGGAUGUGCGUGUAGUGAGUUUGAAUUGUAUAUGAAGCAAAUAAUGUACUAAGAAAACUAGCCUUACCGAUUGUGUUUAAAUUUGAUUUCUGUUAAUAUUGCAUUGUUUUUCAUUAUUUAAAAUGGUCAGUUUUAAUGUCAAGUUUUGAAUUAAAUGUUUGUUUAGUGCAGUUUGUUGAAACACUGAAGUGCAUUCUUCUUUCAUGAAGCCAGUAACUGUAAAUGACAUUAAGCAUAGCUAGUCCAAAUAUGUCAAUUGUAGUACAUGUACGCAAAAAAAAAUGUUUUGUCUCUUAUAGUAUAAACGCUCAGCGGCUGCCUCAAUUUGGAAGGUACUGCACUGUAGUUACUUUACACUGUACUUAAUUUAGAUUUGAUUAUUUUGUAAAAGGGGAUUGAGGACCUGUUACUUUUUGUUAACAUAGGAUAUUUAAAAUGCCAUUGCUAUGAGCUUAACUAGAAAUAAAUAUUUCAUUAAUAUA
Oncorhynchus keta (chum salmon) is the source of this 3169-nucleotide messenger RNA. RefSeq names its product ATP-binding cassette sub-family D member 3-like. The transcript has 22 exons. Gene Ontology annotation, cellular component: peroxisomal membrane; peroxisome. NCBI's taxonomy places the organism in Eukaryota, Metazoa, Chordata, Actinopteri, Salmoniformes, Salmonidae. Gene Ontology annotation, biological process: very long-chain fatty acid catabolic process; long-chain fatty acid import into peroxisome; fatty acid beta-oxidation. The coding region runs from base 147 to 2234 and encodes 695 amino acids. Gene Ontology annotation, molecular function: ATP binding; ATP hydrolysis activity; ABC-type transporter activity. The record is from RefSeq and is a predicted model, not a curated record.